Molecule: messenger RNA, 578 nt
Organism: Diabrotica virgifera virgifera (western corn rootworm)
Lineage: Eukaryota; Metazoa; Arthropoda; Insecta; Coleoptera; Chrysomelidae
Exons: 2
Coding region: 151-522 (123 amino acids)
Source: RefSeq, a predicted model, not a curated record
AUGACUUUUGAAUACGUAGAGAUCAUAAGAAUAUUAUAAAAUUCCCCGCCUUAGCAAAUAUUUUACCAUUGUAAAUCAUUAUCACGAUAGGGAUAUUUAAAAACCUCAGUUUACCACUAUAUUGCCAGUUUUAAUUCGGAAACUACCAAAAUGGCAUCAAAAAUGAAGAAAAUUGUGUGCGCUUUUUUCUGCCUUUUCGUCGCUUUCCAAUUAGUUGAUGCUUAUCCUCGAUUCCAACUCCGUGUAGGAAAUUGUUUGUAUGCAGUUGCCUCAGACUUGGUCCAUCAGGAGCAUGUGCAUAGAACUAGAUUGCCGUUUAUCAAUAGAACAGCUACAGCCAAGUAUUAUGGUGACAAGAAAAUCUACUGCAUCAUAGCUACUAGUCAGAAGGAUGCUUCAAAGGGUUCAACAGUCGAAAUCAAGGAUGGUGGUGUUAACCAUAACUUCGUGAACUUUGAAUUCAACUCCAGUAAAAACCAUGGUUUAGAAUACAACGUACAAGUUUAUGCCAGAUAUUUUUAAUUUAAGUUGAUUUUUUUAAUUUACAGAUUUUCAUUUAUUAAAUUUUUUAUAAAAUA